UCAAAUCCCAAAAAUGCCAUGGUUAACUGGUUGUUGUGCUGUGUCCCUACAAUAUCAUUUUAUUGACUAAAGAACAAUAAAAUCUUGAUUGGGAUUUGUUAAGCCCUCCUUUGAUUGAGGACAAACAGACCCAUUUUUCUACUCCAAUUUUAACACAUCAAUACUUUUGCUCUUAUUAUUAUCCAUCUGAUUCCUUUUUGGUUCAACUUCUUUAGAGAAACAUGCUCAACUACUUUGUGUCAUGGGGCCAUUGCAAAUAUUCAUAUUCCACACAACCAACAAUCAAAGAAAAUACCCCAUUUGCUAGAAAGGGCUAUAGCUAAACCUCCAAGUGAAGGGUUUUUCUCUGCUGAGUAAAACAUCUCCAAUGGGUUCUGCAGACUGGCUUAAGAAUGUAAUCGGUAUGAGAAAAGCAAAGGAUGGGAGAUCGAAAAAAUUAAAGGGAACAAAAGCGAGCAAAAAGUCUAAUGGAUGCAAAGGAGAUGAUCCCCUUCAGAAAGAGCCUUCUAAAAUAACCAAUGGUGACUUGAUCAAGAAUCAGAGAGAACUGGGAAUGCCUAUUGAGGACAGAGCAGCUAUUAAGAUUCAGACAGCAUUCCGUGCUUAUCUGGCUAGGAAAACUUUACGUCGACUGAAAGGAAAUACAAGGUUACAGUCCCUGACACAACGUCCUUCAGUGAAAAAACAAGCUUCAUCAGCUUUGAACUAUAUCCGUUCAUGGAACACGAUGCAAACUGAGAUUAGAGCUCGCCGUGCCCAUAUGGUAAUGGAAGGGCAUCUUAAGCAGAAGAAGCAGGAGAAUCAAUUGAAGUUAGAGGCAAAGCUUCAAAAUGUAGAGAUAGAAUGGAGUGGUGGCCCCCAAACAAUGGAAGUUAUUGUAGCAAGGAUUCACCAGAGAGAAGAAGCAGCUAUGAAACGAGAGCGAGCUAUGGCCUAUGCAUUUUCUCAUCAGUGGAGGGCCAAUUCCAACCCAGUAUUUGGAUCUGGAAAUAAUGAAAUGGGCAAAGCUAAUUGGGGCUGGAGCUGGACAGAUCGCUGGGUUGCUGCUCGACCAUGGGAAAGCCGAGUUCCUGUCCACGCAAGUCCAAAGAAAGUCAACGAUAAAGCAAGCAAGACCACUAAAAGUACUACUAGCCCGACAAAGAAAACACCAGUUUCUGUUAAAUUAAUUUCUCCCAAUGCGAAAGGGACUGUAAAAGCUAAAAAGUCUAAUGAAGUAGCUGCACAAAAAGUGAGAAGCAAAGUUAAGGAGGCUGGCAGUGAAAAGCAAGAGGUGGAAGUAGAAGCUAACUGAAAAGUAUAAGACGUUGAAGCCAAGACACUUCAGUUUUUGUGUAUUGCUGAUGAUGGGGGUGAAAGAAAAACUUGUAAAUUUAAUCACCGGGCCUGCGUUGAUGUAUGUAGAGUGCUUUGUCUGAUCAUUUUCUUUAUUUUUCCAAAUUCCUCUUACCAUAUGUUUAUAUGAGAUGUUAAGUUAUUCAUAGGUUAAAAUAUGUUUAGAUGCCAUAUCUCAUUCAAGAGCAUUUUAUGUUAUAGCUUUGAGUGCCCAGAAUGUUCUGUUCCUGUGUCUAUUUAUCAAUUGGCAUGAAUUCCUUUGCCCAGAAAA
Molecule: messenger RNA, 1606 nt
Organism: Lycium barbarum (goji berry)
Lineage: Eukaryota; Viridiplantae; Streptophyta; Magnoliopsida; Solanales; Solanaceae
Product: protein IQ-DOMAIN 9-like
Exons: 7
Coding region: 368-1294 (308 amino acids)
Molecular function (GO): protein binding
Source: RefSeq, a predicted model, not a curated record